This is a messenger RNA of Rhodofomes roseus, 2901 nucleotides long. RefSeq lists its product as uncharacterized. The transcript is spliced from 16 exons. The record is from RefSeq and is a predicted model, not a curated record. The coding region runs from base 76 to 2811 and encodes 911 amino acids. NCBI's taxonomy places the organism in Eukaryota, Fungi, Basidiomycota, Agaricomycetes, Polyporales, Fomitopsidaceae.
CCCCUCUCGCACGACGGUAACGUCCCCCAAGACACCCACCCACCCGCGCAAGCCGUCCACAACAGCGAUACCACAAUGCCCACGUCCAUAAAGCCAGACAACCAUCUUGGAGGCGCUCACAGCGCUCACAGCGCUCGCGGGCAGCUGUUGACGAUGGCCGGGCAACUUGAACACCCCGCAGCGAAUCGCUACGGUCUCUCGCAUCCUCCCCGGCACGAGGUUUCUCACGAAACGUCCAGAAGCCACACACAAGCCGGCCCUGCCGACGUGCGUCCAAGCGACACGCAGGCGAGUGCGUACCAUACCCCACAGACCUCUUCCUCGGACCACCCACCACUCGCGCAACGAAUUGCGUCUACCUUGAGACGGUCAAGCAGUGCCGUUCAUCUGCUACAGGACAAGCAAGCACCGCAGCCGGAGGAAGCGGAGACCAAGCCUCCGCAACCCUGGGUCACUGGCUCGACGCGACGCUCCUCGAGUUCCUCGAGCUCAUUCGAUAGACAGCCAUCCAUAGCAACAUCCCGCCCUUCGAACGUCUCGAGUCUCACAAGUCUCGCUCACUCACCAAGCUCACGCGAAUGGCACGAUCCUAAGUCGGAAUCCUCGCACCAAGGACACAGCUUGAAUAGCGCCGACACAUUCGAGAGCGAAGAGGUCGACCUUGACGAGCUGCGACGUAUCAUCAAGAAGAUGGAAGAACGCGAAACCAACUUCGUGAAGCGCAACGGGCGGAAGCUCCACAGACACCCUGCCAGCGCGGUGCCGUACCCGCGAAGCUAUGAUCGCGAAGUCGUGGACCACGACGUGUGGUGCUUGAUGUGGGCGCACCAGUUCUCCGGGAACGUGGCAUGGCAUCUAUACAAAACCGCGCCGCCAAAAGUGCUAGACUUGGGCUGCGGGACGGGGACUUGGAUUCUGGACGCAGCCAAGAAGUGGAAGGAUACUCACUUCGUCGGCCUUGACAUCGUUCCUCUCCAUCCGAACCUAGAGGAGAUAGAUCCAAUCCUGGCAUGGCGAGUGACAUGGGUGCAAGCCAAUUUCUUGGAACAACUACCUUUCGACGACGGUGAAUUCGAGUUCAUCCAUGUGCGUCGGAUUGCGCGAGGAAUUCCUGAGGAUAAGUGGGAUCAUGUGCUCGAGGAAAUAUCCCGCAUCCUGAAGCCUGGCGGGGCGUUCCAGAUCUCGGAGGAAGACUUGACUUUCCCCGGUAUUCGUCAGGAACUUCCCGUGAAGAGCGACGACCCAACUGCAACCGCAAACCCAGACGAGCCGUUCUCGGUGGGCUCUCCGCUCGCGCGGCCCCGUGCUCCUACACCCUCGUCAUCCAUGAUCAAUCACGACCAAGAUAUACCCACAUCCGCGAUACCCAAUAUAUCCCAGGGCAUGUCCUUCCAGUCGGACGCUGGCUCUUUCAUUUCGCCCCACGAUUCUUCGAACAAUCUACCCGAGGAGACUCCAAUAAAUCCGCAUGACCAUUCGCUGCUGGAGUUCAUCUACAACGAGAUGCAUGCUGCGAGGUUCAUAAAUCUCAUGCCGCUGUCAUUGCUCAGUAACAUGCUCCCUCUGUACUUCCAAGGGGUGCGUACACAUCCUCCGCUGAUGACCAUGUUCCCCCCUCCGCCCCACGAGUCCUGCAACCUCGGUACCGGCCCUCCGCCCCAGAACUCCACUGCUAAGAGCACACAGUCGGGACCUCAUCUUACAAAGAACUAUGUCAUUCGUUCACAGGAUGAGGCGCCGCCGUCCGAGUCCGACCCAGCAGACGACCUCAUGAGCUCCGAGACCAUCGCGACGCAAGUCGUGCGUCUCGACCUCGCGCAUCUGAAGCCAAGCCCAGACGGCAAAACGCCCUUCGUCGGCGUCCCACAGCUCAUAGCCGGCAGUGCCAAGUAUGUCAGCGUCGAUAUGGCGCGAUACGUCGCGUACGCGCCGCGCUCGCUUUUUCGGCCCAACCAGUUCCAGCAGAAGGAGCCGGUGCCUCCCUUGCCGAAAGGCGCGAAAGACAGUGACUCGCAGAAUGCAGCUGGUGGCGCGGGUGGAGGCGCGAAAGAGACCUCGGGCAAGGACCGCCUUCCCAUUACCGCGAUCAAGUUCGAUGCGCGGACGCUCAAUCUGCAUCUCAGCCUGAGGGUGCAGGAGGUACUCGCAUGCGCCGAGGCGAUGUGGGAGUUCGUCGAGUCGUACCAGGAGAGGGCGGGAUUGGACCCGCCGGAGAGGAAGGCGCCGUCGGUGGUAUCUUCGCUCACUGGGUCGGACCCUACGGGCGCAAAACCCCCGAGGCCAGUGAGGAAGACCACGAGGAAUCCUAAUUGGAGGGAGCUCCUGAGCUUGCGGCGCUCGGGCUUCGACGCGCUGCUAAUGCGGUUCAAGUUUGACAUGGAGGACUGCUUGGGCUUCAAUGCAGUGUUGGAAGAUCGUCUUGGUUGGAAGCCCGUGCCAGUCUCACGCAGCGAGGAACGCAUGGAGUUCGACGCCAUGUGCGAUGCAUGGGCUGAACAUCAAGACCUGCGAGCCAACAGCACUUCGUUCAGCAACGACGUCGCACCUCGGCUGAGCAUACCAUCGGUGCCGCGCUCCUCCAUAUCAAUGGACUCGUACGCCGCACGGAGUGACGAAGGGCAGGACACUCUACGAGGACCGAGGUCGGGCGCAUACUCCGCUCUGCAGACUGUGCGCGAGUCGGAGGACCUACCAAGGAUCUCGCAGGGCGAGUCGAUAUUCACCGGCAGGCCUCGCCGCCAACAUCCCAUCCCACCGCACGAACGCCUCAGUAGGACUAUCCGUCUCUUCGUCGCGUUCAAGCCGUCAUAAGGAUGGCCCGCCCCAUUCGGUCGAGACUGCAGGCCGCUGAUCCAUCGUCGGAACCGAAUGUCGUGCGCCAGGAUGGAGCCUAGUAGGCAA